Molecule: messenger RNA, 1878 nt
Organism: Chaetura pelagica (chimney swift)
Lineage: Eukaryota; Metazoa; Chordata; Aves; Apodiformes; Apodidae
Gene: ARID3B
Product: AT rich interactive domain 3B (BRIGHT-like)
Exons: 8
Coding region: 30-1724 (564 amino acids)
Biological process (GO): regulation of transcription by RNA polymerase II
Cellular component (GO): nucleus
Molecular function (GO): DNA binding
Source: RefSeq, a predicted model, not a curated record
CCUCUCUUCCCAGCCAUGCAAAGCGCGGGAUGAAGUUGGAAGCAGUGGUUGAGCAGCUGCAGAAGCAGCAGCAGAAGCAGCAGAUCCCUCUGCAGAUGGAUUCCAGGGAGAGGCAGCAGAGGCAGCUGAGGGAAGCCCAGCUGCUCUACACUCAACAGCUGGCCGUGCAGCAGGCUGUGCUGGCAGCCACAUCUGGCAGGGCUUCAGGAGGCUCUGCUGUCGGGCCUCUAGCCAGAGGUCCACCUGCAGCUGGAGCUGCCCGGGGGUUUGAUCAGAGCAGUAUGAAUUCAGAGCCAGAAGAAGAAGAGGAGGAUGAAGAGGAGGAAGAUGAAGAGGAAGAGGAGGAGGAGGAAGAAGAAGAAGAAGAAGGGGGUUUGGAAGGUGGGGAGCUUGAGGAUGGCGCCGAUGUGACUGGCAAAGAAACCUGCUCUGCUCUGAAAUAUUUUCACCCCCCUAAAGUUGCUCACCACAACCAAAGAGUGGCCUCUACCUCGAGUCCCCUGCCAGCUGUGGGCCACCAGUGGGGCCAGCAGGGCAAGGAAGAACAGGGUAAAGACACUGCUAAGCCACCCUACUCUGGAUCCCCCUCUGGGCGCCAGAACUGGCGGCUGGAGGAGCAGCUGAAACAGAACGGGACCGUGACCUGGAGCGACGACGGCGACGGAUGCCGAGGCAGAGAAAUUUCACGAGACUUUGCCAAGCUCUAUGAACUGGAUAGUGACCCUGAACGGAAGGAGUUCCUGGAUGACCUCUUCAUCUUCAUGCAGAAGAGGGGAACUCCCAUCAAUCGGAUCCCCAUCAUGGCAAAGCAGAUCCUGGAUCUCUACAUGCUCUACAAGCUGGUGACUGAGAAAGGAGGGCUGGUGGAAAUCAUCAACAAGAAGAUCUGGAGAGAGAUCACCAAAGGCCUUAACCUGCCCACCUCCAUCACCAGUGCUGCCUUCACCCUCCGGACCCAGUACAUGAAGUACCUGUACGCCUACGAAUGUGAGAAGAAGUCCCUCAGUUCUCCUGCUGAGCUCCAGGCUGCCAUCGAUGGCAACAGGAGGGAAGGCAGGAGGCCCAGCUACAGCUCCUCCUUGUUCAGCUACUCCCCCACCACCUCGGGGCCUCCUUCCCUCCUGUCUCCCCCAAAGAUCCGUUUCCCCAUCAUCGGCGUGGCGCCGGGCAGCGGGACCAGCAACCCUCGGGUGUCUCCAGCAGCAGCUGUCAGAAAAGGGGAUGGUGUGCCCUUGACUGUGUCUAUGCCAAACCGUAUCGCCGUGCCAGUGACCUUGGCCAGCCAGCAGGCAACAGUGGCAGGAAGAACAGCCACCCUGGAGCAGCUGAGGGAGAGGCUGGAGUCAGGAGAACCUCCAGAGAAGAAGGUGUCCAGGAUGACAGAAGAGGAGCAGCGGCUGGUCCAGCAGGCGCUGCAGCGCAACCUGUUCAGCAUGACACGGCAGAUCCCCAUGAAGGUCAAGAUCAAUGGCAAGGAAGACAAAGCGGAGGCGGCGGCGCUGAACGUGUCCCCCAACGGCAUCGGGAGCAUCAACAUGUCGGUGGAAAUCAAUGGCACAAUCUAUGCUGGAGUGCUCUUUGCCCAGAAGCCAGUCGUCCACCUCCUUGCAGGCUCCAGCACCCAAAGUUCCUGCAGCAGCAGCAGCAGCUCCCACUGCUCUCCCAGCCCUACCUCAUCCCGGGGAACCCCCAGUGCAGAGCCCUCCACCAGCUGGUCUCUCUGAUGGAUGGCCCAGCCUGCUGUCUCACACUGGCCUCCAGCAGCUCUUCCCUCUCUGCUCUGGGCAGGGAAGGAGUCGCACAGAUUACCUCAUCUCAAGGAACCUGCUUUUGUGGUUGGCCAACACAAGAUGAUGAUGAUGAUGAUGCUGAAACCUU